Messenger RNA from Emiliania huxleyi CCMP1516, 1110 nucleotides. Its product is annotated as developmentally regulated GTP binding protein. Gene Ontology annotation, biological process: cytoplasmic translation. NCBI's taxonomy places the organism in Eukaryota, Haptophyta, Isochrysidales, Noelaerhabdaceae. Gene Ontology annotation, molecular function: GTPase activity; GTP binding. Gene Ontology annotation, cellular component: cytoplasm. The transcript has 7 exons. The record is from RefSeq and is a predicted model, not a curated record. Bases 1 to 1110 code for a protein of 369 amino acids.
AUGACGCUCGUCGAGAAGAUCAAGGACAUCGAGAAGGAGAUCGCGCGCACGCAGGUCAACAAGGCGACCAUGUCGCACCUCUGCACCCUGCGCGCUAAGCUGGCCAAGUACCGGACAGAGCUGAUAGCGCCUCCCAAGGCUGGCUCGAGUGAGGGGACGGGCUUCGACGUCGAGAAGGUGGGCGACGCGCGCGUCGCGCUGAUCGGCUUCCCUUCCGCGGCGGCGUACGAGUUCACCACACUCACGUGCAUCCCGGGCAUCAUCCACCACAAGGACUGCCGCAUCCAGCUGCUCGACCUACCCGGCAUCAUCGAGGGCGCGAGCGAGGGCAAGGGGCGGGGCCGGCAGGUGAUCGGCGUCGCUCGCUCGUGCGACCUCAUCUUGCUUGUCGCGGACCGGCAGCGAGAGCUGCUCGAGCACGAGCUGCGCGUGGUCGGGCUGCGGCUCAACGAGCGGCCUCCGAACGUCUACUUCAAGAAGAAGAGCUCCGGACCCGUCUCGAUCUCGUCGACGUGCGCGCUCGAGAGCAUCAGCGAGAGCGACGUGCUCUUCCGCGAGGACUGCACGGUCGACCAGUUCAUCGACCUGAUCGAGGGGAACCGCAAGUACGUGCGCUGCCUGUACGUGUACAACAAGAUCGACAUGUCGUCGAUCGAGGAUCGCCGCUCUCUUUCCCCACAGGCCAUGCCCGACACGAUGGUCCUCUCCUGCCGCAUGCGCCUCAACACCGACGUCUUUGCGGAGCGGCUGUGGGACUACCUCGGCCUGGUGCGCGUGUACACCAAGCCGCGCGGCAAGAAGCCCGACUUCGACGACCCGAUCGUCCUCACCGAAGGGAGGCACGGCACCACCGUCGAGGCGGCCUGCAAGCACGUGCACCGCUCACUGGUCGCCACCUUCGACUACGCGAUGGUGUGGGGCUCCUCGGUCAAGCACACGCCGCAGCGCGUGGGCCUGGCGCACCAGAUGCACGACGAGGACGUGAUCCAGGUCGUCAAGAAGCGCGGCAACGACCUCAAGCUCGACCCCUCCAACCAGCUCGCCGGCUGGAAGGACCCGACAAAAAGCAAGAAUGCGAUGCGAAAGGCAAAGGCCAAGCUAAAGACGUAA